AACAUGAAGAGUAAGAAUACUGGCACUACUGAUUUGAGAGCUUUCAUGAAAAGAGUUGCUGCAAAAAGAAAACAACCUGAACCAACGAGUGCUACCCCAUCUUCCAAUGAAAGUCAGAUGCAAUUGGUAAUUUUUGAAGGGCAAAGUGGUAGUGAGACACACACAAUACCACCUGAACCUGAGAGAGCUCCUCACACAGAGGCCCCCAUAGCAGAAGAUGAUGAUGAAUCUAUGGCCCUAGAUGAAUCUGAUUCUAGUGAUGAGGAUAGUGAUGAUGACAUUUAUAACAUCGAGCCUGAUCCUGGGUUGAGGACUCCUAUCUCAAGCUAUGAUGUUAAUGAACGAGAUUCAGUUAGAAGGGCCUACAUUGCAUUGGGACGAUGUAAACCAAAGGUGCGGAAGAAAGAUUUUCCGUAACAUGACUGCGGAGGUAAG
Molecule: messenger RNA, 435 nt
Organism: Triticum dicoccoides
Lineage: Eukaryota; Viridiplantae; Streptophyta; Magnoliopsida; Poales; Poaceae
Exons: 1
Coding region: 4-417 (137 amino acids)
Source: RefSeq, a predicted model, not a curated record